This is a messenger RNA of Dentiscutata heterogama, 2265 nucleotides long. The record is from the annotation of a GenBank genome assembly. Lineage: Eukaryota; Fungi; Glomeromycota; Glomeromycetes; Diversisporales; Gigasporaceae.
AUGUCAAGAAUUCCAAUCGCUAAAAGGCCUGAAGAGAAGCCCACUAAGGGUACCCCUGUUCAAGUAUGGGCAAACUUUCUACCCAUUACGAAAUUUCAAUACCCACAAAUUCAAUCAUAUUCUCUAGAAAUUACAAAUCAGAUGAGACAACAAGCAAAUAAAAAAGAUUCAGAAGCUGUAUUUCUUCAAAUGUGCAGAGAAAAAAAAUUUGGUGAAAGAGCUUCACCUGCAUAUGAUGGAAAUUUAGUAUAUUCUGUUACUGAUCUUUGUAACGGUUCUAAAUCUAAGCGAUUUGAUGUAUGUAUAGUCACAGUUCCAGCUCAAGAUGAUGUUGGUCGUCCAAAACGGUUUACUGCAAUACUUAAAUAUUCUCGUCCUUUUGAUCUUAAAGAAAUGAGAGAAUAUAUUAAAGAAAAGACUGAUCAACCUUGGGAUGGAACCAUUCAAAAUAUCUUAAUUGUUCUUAACGCGUUCCUUAAUUCCAAGGUUCGUACUCAACAUUUAACUCUAGGUAGGAAAGCUAUCUUUCCAAAACCUGAUGAAAAUAGACGGCGUUUCUUGCUUGGAGGUGUUGAACUUUUAUCAGGAUACUGGCAAAGUAUUCGUCCUGGAUGGAAUCAAUUACUUAUCAAUGUUGAUAUAUGUCACGCUACUUAUUAUCCAAGUGGUCCAAUGCUUGAAGUUAUUCCAAAAGUUCUUCGUCUAACACCUAAAGAUAAAGAAAAAUCAAAAGAUGAUUUACGAUGUGGACUUUCCAGACAAGAAAUCGAAAUUAUAUCUAGAUUUUUUAAAGAUGUUAACGUAACAACUAGUUAUCGGGGAAAUAAUGGAAUAAAACCAAAGCAUAAAGUUAUACAAAUUACUUUUAAAUCUGCUGAUGAAAUUACGAUAAACUCUCAAGGCAAAAGAAUUAGUGUCACUCAACAGUAUAGGAGUGAAGGUGUUAAUUUACAAUACCCUAUGCUUCCAUGCGUGCAUGCAAAAAAACCAAAAUUCGGAGAUAUAUAUUUACCUUUAGAAAUUUGUGUGGUGAUUUCUGCUUCAAAACCAUUAGAUAGAUUUGAUAGAAUUAGUUGGGGAAAUAAGACUAUUUAUAAACAUUCGACUGAUGAAGCCUUACGAUCUAUAGGAAUGGAAGUUGGUUCUCAAUUUGUUCAAUUACAAUCUCGAGUACUCCCUGCUCCGAAAUUAAUUUCACAUGAAGAAUCUGAAAUUAUUCCACAAUUAGGUUCUUGGGAUUCUAAAAGAUUUAUUAAGGGUGCUGACCUAUUCAAUUGGUCUGUUGUUGUUUUUGAAGAUCCAAAAGUUUUGCCUAGGCCUCAGAAUGUACACACUAAACAACCUAAUAUCACCUAUGGUAAUCCACAAGGAGAUUAUGCAAAAUCGUUAGCAAUUGCUGCUCAAAAUGCAAGAGUUAACCAAAAUAGGCCACCUCAAUUAAUUAUUUGUGCUAUUCAAAGGAAAAUAAAUGGUUCUUCUGGAAUACAUCCACAAAUUAAAAAAAUUUGUGGUGUUGAUUUAGGUGUUGUAUCACAAUGUGUAAUUGCUGGAAAUAUGAAAGGUGAUAUUGUAAAGUGGAGACAAAUUUGCGGAAAUAUUGCUCUUAAAAUUAAUGGAAAAUUAGGUGGAAAGAAUUAUUCACUGGCUAAGAACGAACUCAAAUUCAAGGCAGAGAAAAGAGAUAAGAAAGGUCGCCCAUCUGUGGCUGCUGUUUGUGCUUCGGUGGAUGCCACGGCGACUACAUAUAUUUCUCGUUAUCGUAUGAAUAAAACAUUGAGAAAUGAAAUAAUAGAGACGAUUGAUGAUAUGUCCAUAGAAUUACUUGAAGAAUUUAAAAGAAGAAAUGGUGCUCUUCCUGAUCAAAUUAUAUUCUAUCGUGAUGGUGUCGCAGAAGGCCAGUUCGAAAAAGUUAUGAAUGAAGAAGUUGAAUUGCUAAAACGUGCAUUCGUAAAGUUUUAUUCUCCAAAGCCUCCUCCAAAGCUUACAUUUAUUAUUGUACAAAAACGUCAUCAUGCUCGGCCCGUUGAUCCUAAAAAUUCUGGUCCUAAUGGAAGCGGAAAUUGUCUCCCAGGAACUGUAGUUGAUUCCGGAAUUGUGGUACCUCAAUAUUUCAGCUUUUAUCUACAAUCACAUGCCAGCCCACUUGGAACUGCUAGGUCAACGUACUAUCAUGUGAUAUUGAACGAAGGAGAACGUCCAACAGUUUUAAACGGUGAUUGGCAACGCGUAAAACCUUCUAUCGAAAAUACAAUGUAUUUUGUAUAA